Messenger RNA from Diorhabda carinulata, 1046 nucleotides. RefSeq names its product LHFPL tetraspan subfamily member 3 protein (gene Tmhs). Gene Ontology annotation, cellular component: plasma membrane. The record is from RefSeq and is a predicted model, not a curated record. Lineage: Eukaryota; Metazoa; Arthropoda; Insecta; Coleoptera; Chrysomelidae. The transcript is spliced from 3 exons. Gene Ontology annotation, biological process: sensory perception of sound. Bases 127 to 972 code for a protein of 281 amino acids.
GAGGAAGGGAGUAGAAAGUAGUACCGUGCAACAGUGGAGUGUGUUAUUUAGAGUCCAUAUGAUCAUUUUUCUACUGAUGAUACAGAUGUAGUGAGAACUAUUAUUUGUUACAACCAAUCCCAAAAUAUGGGUUCAAAAAUAGAAUAUGUCGAUUCGUCUCAAAUCUAUGCUACAAGCUACGUAAGAAAUUCAAAAGCCGUCGGUGUUCUAUGGGCAAUAUUCACGAUAUGUUACGCUAUAAUAGCAAUAGUGGCUUUCAUUACAGCUGAAUGGAUCGGUACCACAACUGGUGAAAAACCCGGUAAAAUUGGACUGUAUACAGUGUGUUAUUUAGGUGAAAAUGCAGUACCGUGUACAGAAAACUUUUGGGACAGUUUCAUGGAUAUUGCAAAUCCGUUUAAAGCUGCUACUGCAUUUUUAGGAUUGGCUGUUGUUACAUCACUUUUGACCAUUUUCGUAAUGUUUUUCUUUUGCAUUUGUCGAGCAACUACUAUUUACCAUGUAUCUGCUUGGUUACAAUUGAUUUCAGCUAUAUGCAUGAUUGCUGGAUGUGCCGUCUUUCCAGCUGGUUGGAAUUCAGAUAAUAUCCGUGAAGUGUGUGGACCAACUACCGAUAAAUAUGCAUUAGGAAAUUGCCAGAUACGAUGGACAUAUAUAUUAGCAGCGAUUGGUUGCUUAGAUUCAGUAAUUUUGUCUACACUGGCGUUCCUUUUAGCAAUUAGACAUAUAAAAUUGCAGCCAGAUCCUCAUUAUUCUACAUCACCUAGUCUAUUUAAAGGUGAAAUGAAUGGUGCUUUCAUGGGCGAUUCUGCUAGCGUAGCAGGUUCUAGAAAAUCGUUAAGCAUCCAUCCAGUGCUCAUGGCGCACACAGGUCAAGAAGACACCUAUUCACAAUUUUCUCAAAGGACUGUACCCAGAUCUAUCCAUUCAGGACAUUAUUCACAUCCAAAUUCACUUCAUAGAAAUAUAUGAUUAUCAUGAUAUGUAUAUUCAAAAUUGUUUAAUAUUAAAGUCAAGUAUAUUAUGUUUUUAUUAAAUAUUAAAAA